Messenger RNA from Adineta steineri, 1230 nucleotides. The record is from the annotation of a GenBank genome assembly. NCBI's taxonomy places the organism in Eukaryota, Metazoa, Rotifera, Eurotatoria, Adinetida, Adinetidae.
AUGGCAUUUAAUAAUAGUAACAAUAAUUAUACAGCUACAAUAAGAGCUUCAUCAAUGCCAAUUAGUUCGGCAACUGAACAUAUGGUUUCAUUGGAAAAUCGUCCAGUUAUUAUGGCAACAUUUAUAACAUUAUAUGCACUUAUUUUUUUCUUUGGUAUAACUGGUAAUGCUCUUGUAGUUUUCGUUGUUUGCCGAAAUAAAGCAAUGCAAACAGUUACAAAUGUAUUUAUUACAAAUUUAGCACUUUCAGAUAUUCUUAUGUGUUGUUUAGCUGUACCAUUUACACCAAUAUCAGCUUAUGGACAUACGUGGCAUUUGGGAAGAAUACUUUGUCAUAUAGUACCAAUGUCAUUGGGGAUAUCGGUUUAUGUAUCAACAUUAACUUCUUUAGCAAUUGCUGUUGAUCGUUAUUUUGUUAUUGUACAUCCAUUUCGUUCUCGUAUGCGUUUAGGUGUUUGUAUAUUAUUAAUCAUUGUUAUAUGGAUUGUUGGUAUAUCAAUAUCAUUACCAUUAGCUAUCUAUAUGCGAUUUGAUCGUAUUAAAUGUGAAGAAUAUUGGCCACAAUAUACAUCUCGACGUUUUUUUAAUUUUUCAUCAUUAGUUCUACAAUAUCUUAUACCAUUUUCAGUUAUAUCAUUUAGUUAUUAUAAAGUAUGGGUUGCACUUGCACGUCGUUCAUUACUUGGUCGUACACGUGUACGUGAAGAAGUUGAAAUAUGUCGUAAAAAACGUACAAAUCGUAUGCUUAUAGCUAUGGUUGUUAUAUUUGCUAUAUGUUGGUUACCAUUAAAUAUUGUUCAUAUGGUUGCAGAAUUUCAUCGCUCAGAAUUAAGUCAUUAUAAAGCAUUAUUUUUAAGUACACAUGUUAUAGCAAUGUCAUCAACAAUCUAUAAUCCAUUUUUAUAUUCAUGGUUAAAUGAUAAUUUUCGUAAAGAAUUUCAACAAAUAAUACCAUGUUUAUUUAAAAUAUGUUCAUGUUUUAAUCGUCAUCAAUCAAAUACAAAUAUGAAUAUGAUUGGUGAUGGUGAAAUAUUUGUUGAUCGUGCAUCAUCAUAUCAUGCGCCGCCAGUUGAUCCAUCAACAAAUGGUAAAAGCAAUGGUUUUUCAACAAAAAAAUUCAAUAUAGAAAAUAUACAAUUAGCACCAAUUAAACGAACUUCAUUAGUCGAUGAACCAUUUCUCACAUCAACUAAAUCGACAGUAAUUGAUACUAAUUCAACAAAUAUUUGA